AUGGUCCUGUACUGUAGAGGUGGUAUUGUACUGGAGAAGUUGCGUUUAGUACGACUCAUGUGUGGAGAAUGGAAUGAUGUGAACAUGCGAUGGAACACGUCGGAUUACGGAGGAGUACGAGACCUUAGGAUUCCGCCACACAGACUUUGGAAGCCUGAUGUUCUCAUGUAUAACAGCGCCGACGAAGGGUUCGACGGUACUUACCCGACCAACGUCGUCGUCAAGAACAAUGGAACCUGCUUGUACGUACCGCCAGGUAUAUUCAAGAGCACUUGCAAGAUAGACAUAACUUGGUUCCCCUUUGACGAUCAACGUUGCGAGAUGAAAUUCGGCUCCUGGACAUACGACGGCUUUCAGUUGGACCUGCAACUGCAAGACGAGGCCGGAGGUGACAUCAGCAGUUUCAUCACCAACGGCGAGUGGGAUCUGUUAGGUGUACCUGGAAAACGAAACGAAAUUUACUACAAUUGCUGCCCGGAACCGUACAUUGAUAUCACGUUCGUGGUUAUCAUCAGAAGGCGGACUCUUUACUAUUUCUUUAACCUGAUCGUGCCAUGCGUCCUGAUUGCCAGCAUGGCCGUUCUGGGAUUCACCUUGCCACCUGAUUCCGGCGAGAAACUCUCUCUAGGGGUAACCAUUCUCUUGUCCCUCACUGUGUUCCUGAAUAUGGUGGCCGAGACAAUGCCAGCUACGUCGGACGCCGUGCCUUUGUUGGGUACAUACUUCAACUGCAUUAUGUUCAUGGUGGCCAGCAGUGUUGUCAGCACCAUACUCAUUUUGAAUUAUCAUCAUCGGAAUUCUGACACUCAUGAAAUGUCCGAGUGGGUGAAAGUGGUAUUCCUUUAUUGGCUGCCUUGUAUACUACGUAUGUCACGACCGUCUGAUAAAGAAGAGAAAGAGGCGCAAAAGUCUCAAAAGCCCUCUCCAGUCACCGGUACCAGCAAAUCGUACGGUGACCUGGAGCUUCCUCAGCGGAGCAGCAAGUCCCUCCUAGCGAACGUCCUGGAUCUCGAGGACAAUGCUCUGGCAUCCCACAACAACCUUCUGAACAACGUGUACAGUACUCCUGGUCCACACCAUCACACGAUGGGCCACGGGCACAGUCACAUACACACGACACCCCAUCACCAUCACAGCCACGCUACGACGCCUCAUCAUCAACAUGCGACGCCAUUGGCACACUCCUCUUAUCCGGGGUCACAUCAGAUCGGUCACACGCCUCAUCAUCAUCAACAUCCACCUGAGGCGCCCGGGCCCCAGGUCGAAACGAUACUUCAAAACGCGUGUUUCUGUGCCCGAUACGAGCUCAUCCUGAUCCUCAAGGAGAUUAAGAUAAUCACGGAUCAGCUAAAGUCGGAAGAGUUGAACUCGAAGGUGACGAACGACUGGAAGUUCGCGGCGAUGGUGAUCGACAGAAUGUGCCUAAUCAUUUUUACUCUGUUCACCAUCAUCGCUACCAUCACCGUCCUAUUGUCGGCGCCGCACAUCAUCGUCACGUGAUUCAGAAAAGCUCAGCCUGCCGGCGGUAGGUCGGGGCUCGUCGACGAUGAUCGUGCAACGGCGUGUCAUUUCGGUGCGGACGACGAACCUGAAGACACCAACCUCGUGCGCACACGAUACCAGCUAAUUCGGCUAACCACGUUCGACACCUUCAUAUUAUCGAACGUCCGGCUUGAGGUUGCGCUUCGAAGUCAUUUAGUCGCCUGUUACCGGGACAACUGCACGAUAGGAAGCAAAUGCGGGGAUCAGCCUCGUAUUCUUUACGAUAUAUAAGAUAUAUCAUCAUGUAGGUCAUUCGAAGAGGACGCCUUAGCGAGACACGUUGAAAACGCGCCUGCACACAGGCGCCACACAUCACACACACGCGCACGCAUACACGCAUCCAGUAUGGCAGUUGACCUGAUCGCUCUGGAACGCGCAGGAUUGCCUACGGAUUUUCAUUUUUAUUCCCACAAAAUUCUGCCGGAUUUCCACACUGCGGUCGGUAGAUAUUUUUAACCGUUUUCGUUCGCAAAUUGUGAGGUUGAUCGCCGUGUUGAAAUCCUGCCUUUGCAUUCUUACUUGAAAAGUAAAGUGUUUUGCUACCCAAUGAAAUGGGAGGAAAAUAUCGAGAGGUUUUGUUCGGCGAGCGAACAUUUGCGUGCAUGCGUGCGAACACACAUUUGCAAGACACAAAACAUAACAGAGCAUCGAGGACCGUCGAAGCGUUUGAGUUUGUUAAAAUCCCGGCCGCGAAUCGGUCAUGGUCGCGAGUGCCGCCGGGCGAAUAGAGGAAGAGAGAGAGGGAGGGAGAGAUACAAACAAAAGAGAGAGAAGCUGAAGAAGGGUACACUGCUCCUUUUAUUGUGCUUAAUAAAUAAUAAUAAUAAAAAGCGAGACGAACACGAUUAAGAGCAAAGCGCACACAUUAAU
Messenger RNA from Megachile rotundata (alfalfa leafcutting bee), 2412 nucleotides. RefSeq names its product nicotinic acetylcholine receptor alpha7 subunit (gene nAChRa7). Gene Ontology annotation, cellular component: postsynaptic membrane. Gene Ontology annotation, molecular function: transmembrane signaling receptor activity; acetylcholine-gated monoatomic cation-selective channel activity. Gene Ontology annotation, biological process: monoatomic ion transmembrane transport. The record is from RefSeq and is a predicted model, not a curated record. Lineage: Eukaryota; Metazoa; Arthropoda; Insecta; Hymenoptera; Megachilidae.